AUGACGGCAAGUGCAAACAGGGUGUCGACGUACACCUCGGCCUCGGCGGGGUCCGAUGGGCGCAAUGGCGAGAAGAAGGACCUCUGGAGCUCCAUGCUCGACAACGUCGCCAGCGGCAAGCGGUUACCGGAGAAGAACAUGAUCGUGCUCGGCGGCACGCCCGACUCGCAGCGGGAGUUUAUCGAGUCGCUGUCGCACAGCAGCGAGAAGCGGACCCUGGACCGCCAGAGCUCCAAGACACCGCCUGUCGCAAACAGCUUCGCUCUGGGUUACACUUACUACGACGUUCUGGACGCCGACCAAGAAGACAUCCUGGCGAGAAUCUCCCUCUACAUGCUGUCGACGCCGUCAGAAGCUUUCCCGAAACUCAUCCAGCCGCUAGUCACCCCCGAGACGAUACCGAAUACCCUAAUGGUCAUUCUCCUGGACUGGUCUACACCACACAUGUGGAUGCGGCAACUAAGGGAAUGGAUCCUGUUUAUGCGGAGCAUUCUUGAGAACUCGAGCCACGAGUGUCAAGCGGCGAUGGAGGAGCUCAUGGUCAGUUGGAGGGACAGGGGUAGAGGCGGCGGCUCGACCAACCUCGACGGCACAGGAGCGACGACCAGCGAAGGAGAUGUCGCGUUGCCUCUCGGCCCUGGCGAGUGGGAGGAGGGUAUUGGACUGCCGUUGUGUGUAGUUUGCCAAAAUGCGGAGAAGAUGGAGCAGUUGGAAAAGACACAAGGUUGGAAGGAGGGAGACUUUGAUCAAGUCCUUCAAUACCUCCGAACAGCUUUACUAAGACGCAUCACCUCUCUCCUAAAACGCCAGCCGCUGAAGCACAACGUGAUCGACAGGGAUAAGAUCCUCGUGCCCCCGAACUGGGACUCCUGGGGCAAGAUCCGCGUCUUGCGCGACGGCUUCGACGUCGAGACCACGAGCCAAGGAUGGUCGCACGACCUGCAAUCCACCUUCCCCUCCCCACCCAUGACCACCGAGGGCCUCGAAAUCGUAACCAAGGCCAAGGCGGACGGCGACUACAACGGUGAGGUGUGGUCAUCCGCAGUCGCUCCCUACGAGGACUGGAUUCGCGAUCUCAGCAGCGCAGGCAGCGCCAUCUCCUUCGCGGGCCGCGACGCCGACCCCUCGCAGCUGGAGAUGUCGUCAACAGACACACAAGAGUUCUUGGGGUCCAGUCUGCAGACGCUCGAGCAGUACCGCAGCAGGAGCGCCGAGGACAAGAAGGCGGACGCAACCAAGUCAAGGACGGGCCAGCAGCGCGCGGACGAGCCGGACCUCGGCGCCACAUUGCGCCAGGGCGACGGCAAGGUCAGCCAGCACAUCGGACCUGUGCAGUUCAACAUGGGAGGCAUCCAGGUGGAUGCCGACGACAUGGUGCAGCGGCUUAAGGGUCUUGCGGAUGAUGAGGAGUGGAGACUAACAGAGACACAGGACCGUCAGGCAUACAGCUCUGCACAGGAACCGACCACGCCGCCGGCCGACACCGCGAACGAGAACCCCGACGACAUGGACAACGACAAGCUGGAGGCGUUCUUUAGCGGUCUGAUGAACCGCAAGCAACCUACGAACGGCUCCUGA
This is a messenger RNA of Colletotrichum chrysophilum, 1578 nucleotides long. RefSeq lists its product as uncharacterized. Bases 1 to 1578 code for a protein of 525 amino acids. The transcript has 5 exons. Gene Ontology annotation, molecular function: dynein heavy chain binding. Lineage: Eukaryota; Fungi; Ascomycota; Sordariomycetes; Glomerellales; Glomerellaceae. Gene Ontology annotation, biological process: microtubule-based movement; microtubule cytoskeleton organization. Gene Ontology annotation, cellular component: centrosome; cytoplasmic dynein complex. The record is from RefSeq and is a predicted model, not a curated record.